Messenger RNA from Dovyalis caffra, 1104 nucleotides. Lineage: Eukaryota; Viridiplantae; Streptophyta; Magnoliopsida; Malpighiales; Salicaceae. The record is from the annotation of a GenBank genome assembly.
AUGAAGGGGUGGUUUUUCACUUUUCUCCUCCUUGUUCAGUUUGAGUUGGAUAUGGUGUCAGCCAUAUUACCUCUGAACCCUGUCAAAGAUUUAGUUAAGCCUCUAGGAGUACCAACGAUAUUGUCUCCUCAAGAUUUCUUGUCUUUUAGUUAUUAUCAGAAAACUUGCCCUGCUGCUGAAGGAAUCAUUCACCAGAAUAUGAAAGCUUGGUUUCAAAAGGAUUACACAUUGGCAGCUAGCAUCAUUCGCUUGCACUUCCAUGAUUGUGCAGUUAGGGGAUGUGAUGCUUCAAUUUUGUUGAAUUAUCGGAACAGCGAAAGGAGGGCAUAUGCUAGCAAGACACUGAGAGGUUUCCAAGUGAUUGAUGAUAUUAAAGCAGAACUUGAGAGAAAGUGUCCAAAAACUGUCUCAUGCGCGGACAUUCUCACAGCUGCUGCUAGGGAUGCCACUCUUCUACUUGGAGGUCCGUUCUGGGAAGUCCCAUUUGGGCGUAAAGAUGGAAAAACUUCCAUUGCCAAAGAAGCUGACCUUGUUCCUCAGGGUCGCGAAAAUGUCACUGCUCUGAUUGGUUUUUUCGAGGAAAGAGGAUUGAACAUUCUCGAUCUGGUUGUUCUCUCAGGUUCACACACAAUUGGAAGGACCAGUUGCCAUUCAUUCCUGCACAGACUCGCUAACUAUAAAGGAACUGGCAGGCCUGAUCCUACCCUUGACAGACAUUACUUGAGGAACCUGACAAGAAGUUGCAAAUGGAGUUCUAACCUGGUGAAUCUAGACGUAACAACUCCAAAGACUUUCGACAUGGAGUAUUAUAACAAUCUUGGGAAAAAAAUGGGACUGCUGUCAACAGAUCAAGAACUGUACUCAGACCCAAGAACUGCGCCAUUCGUUUCAGCAUUCACAAAUCAGCAGCCUGACCUUUUCUUUAACCAGUUUGCAGUAUCAAUGGUGAAGCUUGGAAACGUUCUUGUCCCUAGUCCUCCAAAUGAAAGCGAAAUCAGACUGAACUGUAAUUAUGUUAAUCCCGCAUCUCGCAAAAAAGCCAAACCACCUCCACGUAGUAAUGUCCGUCCAGCCCGGCGCUGUCACACUCCAUCUAAGAACUAA